Molecule: messenger RNA, 1753 nt
Organism: Nannochloropsis gaditana CCMP526
Exons: 1
Source: RefSeq, a predicted model, not a curated record
UGUCGAUAACCCAACGAGAACUUAUUCAUAUGCAUCAAAGUUGAAAAUGGGAAGCAUGGGAAAAGCAAUCAAGUCAUCAGAGUCCCUCAAACAACUUGAGCAGCAGCAGCACACAGAUGAGACAAAUCAGAAAUUUGACAGAACUUCGCUUUCUUCAACUCACCCAUCAAACGGCAAUGUACGUGCUGCUGACGUUUUCCAGAAGAAAAAGUAUAAGAGUGGCGAUCCUUGCAAGGCACCCAGCUCUGACAUUUCCUCGGAUUCGACGACCGAGCAUGUUACCCUGGACACUCUUUCCAACCAUUCGAGGGAAAACUCCCACUCCGGUUUGGAAGUCGACAAAUUUCACGAGGAGACAGGCAGAAUAAUAUCACAUUCCAAACUUCCUUCGUGCGGUACCCUUGGGUCUCUGAUAAACGAAGACCUCCUCGAGAUUGGGGAGGAUGAGGGGCUGACGCAGGCAGGAAGGACUGAGGGACUUUUGCUGGACGAUACUUGUGUACAGGGAAGAGAUCUUCCUCUUUCUCCUCCAUUCAAUUAUUAUCACGACCAGGAUUAUUUUUUUGAAGGACAACACCCAGAACAUAAAUCUCCGCAGGAACAGGAACCGCAGCAGCAGAUCCAAUGCCCACAAGCGAAGGAAAUGGCCGCUGAAGCGUUGCCCUCGGUGGCAAGCGUCUCUCUUGAUAUUGAAACCCCUGCUAAAAAGGGAAAAACGAAGCAAUCUUGCCCCUCGUUGGUGCUAGACCCAUCCACGGGGGUUGAAGCAAUUACAAGAUCGAUGGAAUGCGGCAGUGGUACCACGCAGAUAAGCGGCAGCGGCAGCAGCCUCAGGGCGUGUGAGAGCAACACCAGCAACGGCUCUGGAAUCUUGCGGAAAGGAAAGUGGACCGUCGAGGAAGAGGAGUAUACAGCUCGACUCAUUUACUACUUUAACCGCGGUCUGCUUCAGCUGCCUGAGGGGCAGACUCUACGGGCGUACAUCUCCCACAAACUCAAGUGCGACCCCAUGCGCGUCACAAAGAAAUUCACCGGUGCUUGCUGUAUCGGAAAAAAGGCUUUCAGCGGUGCACAGCAAGCUCUACAGCCACAUCUACAGAGAGGAGAGGUAGGACAGGGUGUGGCUCCUGAGGACGUGAAUCGAGCAAAGGAGGAAUUGGAAAGAUUGGAAAAACGCUUUUGGACGACGCUGGAGCAGUCGGAAGAGGGCUACUGCUAUCGAAACGGUGUGCUAGGACUGGGAUGGGGAUUUGACUGCAUGAUGCUGGGACGAGGGGGAGAAGCAGAGAUGGCCCAGCAACAGUCCUGGAAUCCCAUUUUGCUCGCUGCUUAUCAGCAACAGUUGAUGGCGACAGCUGCACCGAGAGCUGAGGGGAAUGCAAAAGGGACAGACAACCAGGGGGAAGGCGGCGGAGGGGCUGGGAGUGGAGUCUCAAAUAAAGGCAACGGAAGCAACAGUAGCAGCACCACCUUGCCUUCUUCACUCCCAAACACGAUCAAGAUGGACCAGAGCCAAGCCCUUGCUCUCUACGCGCGCUUAGGCAUUCCACCGCCGCCGCCUACGUAUUUAGACCCCACCGUCCGAAAGACACUCAACCUUCCACUGCCGGGAAGCAAGCAGCGGGGCGGCUUGAAAAACAACUUUGGCCUCAACCUAAAUGACCUUGGCAGCACCAUCGGAGAAAAGGGUGCCAGCACUCGUUUUUCUCGCACCCUUGACGAUGUCAAGAACGGGUCUGAGGGCCGGGGGGAU